Messenger RNA from Salvia hispanica, 435 nucleotides. RefSeq lists its product as uncharacterized. Lineage: Eukaryota; Viridiplantae; Streptophyta; Magnoliopsida; Lamiales; Lamiaceae. The record is from RefSeq and is a predicted model, not a curated record.
AUGGCACAACCUCCCUCCAAUUCCAAACGCCUCACAGAAACCCCCAAUUUCGAGGAAUCAAAUUCCAAGCGCCACAAACCCUACAACAACGACCACGAACAAGAGGAACCCCUAGAGCAACAAGAUCAUGACUUAUCCGCCAUAUUCACCACCCUCGAGCAAGAGCUCUCCCUCGAUUCCGACUCCCCGCCGCCCGCCGAGGAAGACGACGGCGUGAAAUCGAUCAUGAGGCACCUUCUACAAGCCUCCGACGACGAGCUAGGGAUUCCGAAUUACUCCUCCCAGGAAUUUAAUACUAAUAACAAUGAUGAUUUCGGAAUUAUUAAAUCUGAGGAAAAUAGCAUUUCCGUUAAUUUCUUCGAUAAUGGGCUCUGGGAAUUUGACGACGAGGCGGCCAACUACUACGCGAUUAUGCAGUCGGAGCUAUUUAUGUAG